UGCCCUCGUUUGUCCUCUCUCAGCUGCAUCUAACGGCCACCUCGGGCCGUUGCAGUUCUUUCAUAUCCACUGGCUGGGCAAGGGAAUAGGCGAUCAUUGGAUCCGCUGUCGUCUGUGCUCGCCACCUGAAAAAGAAGCUCGCAACGGCUGCUGCUCCACGAGCACGCGACCCGACCAGGCACAUACAGCACCGAACGGACACAGGCCAGGGUGAGGCCAUCCACCUGCUCCAAGAGUGGCCACCUUUAGCCGGCUUUUAGCAAGGGCUCCUCCUUCCAAUUUAAGCCAGACGAAGCUGAUAAAGAUCUGUCAAAAUCAGCUGAUUUCGUUAGAAAGGGAGGGUGGUUAAACAUCCAAAUAUUCAGUGAAACCUAAUUCCAAAGUGCUCAUCUCCAGAAGUCAACGCACGCUGUUGCUGCCUCGAAUCCACGAUUGAAAAAAUAGCUGUUCUUUCAAGCUUCUGUUCGCUGUUGUUCUGUAACUGUGUAAUGUGUGUGCGCAUACUUAAACCCCAGACUUCGUUAUCGAAACUACAAAGUCGAAGUAAGAAGCUGUCCGUUGUUACUGCUGGCGUUAUGUAACAGGCUACAUAUGCUUGAAAAAAGGAACGUUAAAGGCGAGACGCACUCGCCCAGAGACAAGAAUAGCUAACCCGCCCAGUACAAUAGCAAGCUCAUUUCGAAGAUUUGUUACUCUUCUGAGCUGUUUAUGUCACAACACGAGUGAGUACUAUCUGUGUUAGCGACAAGUACCUUGAUAGCAAGAGCACCCGAGUGAAGCUGAAGGGCCGGUACAGUGAAGCUCUGCAGUCCGCAACCUGCCCUCGACUAAGCGACCACCUUCAUCACCUAUUAGGCAGAGCAAAAUUGAAUUAAGGCUGUCGGAUAUCCGCGUCAGUAACUAUAGGUGCAAAAAACAGAUACGAACUUUCAGCAAGAGUUCAGCUGUCACUUUUCCUAGGGCCAAUGCUGUUGGCGCCACCAGCCGUUGCGUCAAUUGUGCAUGUGCGUUUGUGACUGCCACAUGCGGUGUGCCGUUGCACUGUACAGAUCGAAUGAUAAGCUAGCUACAAAAUAGCUAGUUGCCGUUCGUGGUGCAUCAACGAAGAGAUCACGGCCCCAUCAUCGGUCGACACCAUCAGCAUAUUAUAAACAAAAGCAUUCACAACGACUUCGAGAAAGCACACGAUCAACAGUCAGCAGUCGUCGCCGUUGCCUUUUCUGUGGUCUCUCUUAAUCGUGGCUUACUAGCGGUGGUUGAAUCGUUAGAAACGCGGGCGUUCGAUCGUUCUUGUAUGACUGUUUCGCUAGUCGUAGCGUAGUGAUAGCGCGGUGCGGUAACGGCGAAUUUUGUAAGUUCCCAAAGAGCCGGUGGGUGUACGCGAAUACGAUCCACGUUCGACGCUGUGCUAGAUAAAUUUUAUUUAUGGCGUAAACUUCAAGUGUAAAAGUAGUGAACUAAUGAUCUGAAGGGAAAUCGCCUGUUACGCCUGCUGUUCGUAAACCUUGUGGCUUGUUCUGUGUAUCGUCAAGAGUGAUAAUCACAUAGACAAUGGAGACCGUCAUUCGAGAGAAGUUAUUGGCGUUCAGUCAGUGGUUCUGGAAUGAAGAUGUCUGGCUACCCCCUGGCACCACUUGGGCACAUAUAAAGGACACGUCAAAAGUGAACUACGCCCAAAUUGAACAGCUGUACCACGCAUUCUAUGUCGCAUUAAUCCUGUUUAUAAUUCGGAUUGUCGUUGAGAAAAAUGUGUUCAAACCAAUCGGACGGUGGUUCGGCCUGCGGCCUCGUCCACAACGGCCCAUAAUCAAAAAUGAGAAGGACGUACUACUGGAAAAGGCAUUUAGGUCCGCUCAGGGUAUUAAAGGUGCCCAGCACAAACCUCCGGCAGAUAUCCUAGCGCAAGUGGUCCCACUUAUAGGGCUGGCGGAGCGAGAAGUAGAGCGUUGGUGGAGACAACGGGCCCGCGCUGACAAGCCGACAUCGCUUGACAAAUUUUCAGAAUCCGGUUGGCGUUGUACCUAUUAUGCUGCCGCUUUCGCUUAUGGAUGCUGGUGUCUAUCCGAUAAGCCAUGGCUCUGGGACACUAUGUACUGCUGGUAUGAUUUCCCACAUCACGAUAUGACCAACGAUGUUUGGUGGUAUUACAUGAUUGAGUUAGGCUUCUAUAUUUCGCUUACGUUCUCCCAAUUCCUUGACGUCAAACGCAAGGAUUUUUGGCAGAUGUUCGUUCAUCAUAUCGUCACAAUUAUGCUGAUGGCCUUCUCGUGGACGUGCAAUCUCACGCGUAUCGGCACGCUGGUAAUGUUGCUACACGAUUUCGCAGAUGUCCCUCUCGAGGCUGCCAAAAUGGCGAAGUACGUGAAAAAGCAGCGCGUGGCUGAUUUGUUGUUUGUCGUGUUCACUCUUUCAUGGAUCGUCUCCCGACUGGGUCUCUAUCCCUACAGGGUCAUUUAUUCCACAGCCUACCAGGCCACUUUCGUCAUCGAAAUGUUUGCGGCCUAUUACAUUUUUAACAGUCUUUUGCUGGCACUUCAAGUACUCCACAUUAUCUGGACGGUGUUUAUCGUAAAGAUUGUCAUUCAGGCCUUGACCAGCCCGGGUGUGAGUACCAUUAAAGAUCUUCGUAGCGAAGACGAGUCAUCUACCUCUGACGAAAAGGAAGACUAGACCCGGCAGCACGGCACUGAAUAGUUAGCGUCUUGACGAAGUUAAGCAUUAAACGCGUAACUUCUUGAGGCUUCCAUCAUUUAAUAUCACAAGACGGCAUCUUGCACAGAUUCGCUGCGCAGUAUUCAUUAUCGUGGACGAAUUCGUCCCUCGGGUAUUCACCGUUAAAUCUGCUGAAAAAUAUUAUUUAUAGACAUUCUCAUGUAUGAUGUAACACCAUACACACAUGUUACUAGAGUAAUAGCCAACAUGCUUGUCUCUACGCACUCCGAUUGAGAAAGUUACGCAAAUCCGGACAUCCAAGUUAUUGCGUUCAAACUUCCAAUGUCACAAAGCGGUGUAGGGUGUACUACUCGCAAGAGGGCGCUACAGCGUAAGUGUAAAGCAAUGUGACAAUUCGACUAUAGGAAUCAAUGACUAAUUUCACACUAUAUCUGAUACAACAAUGUUGAAAACAUUAGUUCUCAUUGGCUACACCACGCAGAUCGAAAGUAGUGUUGAUCUGCGGAUAAUUCGCCAGAUCGGAGAAACUAGAAAAGACGAACGUAAACCCUGUAGAGUAUGAAUCUUCCGACAAAAAAAGAUCAGCCACUGACUGAGAGGAGGGGUGGAGGACUUGGUGAAAGGAGGCCGAUAGCAAUAUUUACUAAUGAUACGUUUGAGAUAACCAGUGAAAACCGCACCAUCGUAUAAUGGUGCCGAUAGAUAUGUAAUGGUAUAGUAAACCGAGGUGGAUUUCGCAAUGCGAAACAAGCAAGAUGCUAGAUUACGAGGGUGAUAGGAGCACCGCGACGAUGGUUUGUCUAUACCACAGUUUAGGAGUGGAUUUCCGUUGAAGGAAGGUAUGGAAGUGAAUAUCAUUUGUGUUUGAUGGUCAUAUCAGCGAGACAAGUGAUUAGAUGGUGAAGUAGAGCGUGAUCGAUGGCCACUGAUUGAUCUGCGCAUCGCAUGUGCGGCCUCCAAGGACAAAUCUUGCCCACCUUUGGUUGAACAAGAACGAUUGUGGAGAGUACUAUCGCAGAUUUGUACCUGUUGUAUUUACCUACGGUUCAUGUCAAUGCACAGCGUGGUUUCCCUGCGGUGCACCGAUAUGACUGUGUAACUUGUCAUGUGCUUUAUCUGUCGGCCGCGGGCUGAUGCAAACGACGACGACGACGACGACGAAACUUAGGCUAGCGUGCGUCUAUCUGAGUGUGUGCUUGUAUCAAAGCGUAUGGGAAGGGGGCUCUUAGGGCGGUAGGCGUUUGGGCCUGUAUAUAACAACAUGGUUAUCUUCAUUGUUGUUAUAUUAUUGAUAACUGAUGGACGGAAUAAAGGAAACCGAACGGCGUAUUAUGUGUGAACUUUAUCUUCAUUAAUACAUUUACUAAUAGACGAAAAAUACAGAUUUAGCAGCUCGCUAAGAGUGCGCAAACAAUUAGCUGAGUAGAAGAGAGGGGAAAACCAGAACGUAUACAAAGAUCGAUCUACAUAAAAACAUUAAACGCAUAUUACCCAAAACGUAUAACAAUUACACGUUACGAUUUUCUUAGCCGUGCAAUUCAACGUUCUUAAGACAAUAAAAACCAUAAGCAAAAGCUGAGAAAAAGCGAAAGACAGGCAUUGCGUGUUGAUACGGCAUAUAUAGGUGAUCGCGCUGAAACCCCCAUGAGAACCCAUUCCGUCAACCAGCAACGUUCCAACAUCAUAUUGCUUUUAUGCUUAGCUGAUUCCGAUUUUCCGAGAUCCUUGUUCGUGUUGAUAGAUUUGAAUUAAUGAAAUACGAUUAUUUGUAGUACUUUGUUAAUGAUACAAUUACUGUUACUUCUACUGAUAGUAUACUCAUUCUGACUUGAAUGCAAAUGACCAGAACUAGUAGAAGUACAUAGAUUCUGUCUAACAGAAUAGGCGAUAAGUAUGUUAGAACAGCAGUGGACAUGAGUUGUAGACGUUAGUGGCGUAACUAUAUGAAAAUACCGUAUAUCUGUAUAAAAUAUAUCGAAAGUGGCCAUCUAAACUAUAUACUAGGGUAUAUAAAUAACAAAAUCAAUAAUUUCUACUGGCUAUUAUUCUUGUAAUCAACUAGUAAUGCUCAGAUGCACUGAGGCGGGUCGCCUGAUUCACAGCUCUGAUCAACUUUUCCAGUACAUUUCUACGGGGUGACCAGCAGUAGCAGCAGCAGCAGCGAAAACAACAACAGACAUUUAAGAUCAGUGGCCGAAAUGCUAGACCUCUUUUUCACUCACUGGUUAAUCGCAAGGAAGAACGUAUUUGAUUAUACACGCACUAAAAAUCAAAUAAACGUAUCCAGGUCAGGUAAAAAAAAAUGCGAUGGAUGGCAAGAAUGAAUGAAUUAAAAAAUAUAUCGCCACAAAAAAUACAUCAAUAGGUCGCUGCUCAUUUCUGUAAAUAAUAAGUCACAAGGAUCGUUUUCUACUUCAACCGUUUGUAGCCAACCUUUUUCCUAUACUUAAACGUUGCUCCGUUCGAUCACUGGGGUUCUGUUAGAUCCUUCGUAGAGAAUCCUAGCAAUUAUAAUAGCAAUCAUGAUACAAAAAAAAUAAAAAUGGUAACCGGAGAACGUUCGCAGCCGGGUCACCAGUUUAACCGAUCAGACCAAUGAAAACGAAGUAAUGCACAAAGGCGAAAGGAUAAAAAUCGAAUAAAUCGUAUAACGAAAGGCUAUGACAUUGCGUUAAUACGACAAAAUUAGGGAAAGAAGAAUAUACACAACAAAAUAAAUUAUAUAUAAAUAUACAGAACUGUUCUAAUGCUGACGUUAUUACAAUAAGGUGCUGUAAAUAAAAAAAAAUAUAUAUACAAAGCCAGUA
Varroa destructor (honeybee mite) is the source of this 5480-nucleotide messenger RNA. RefSeq names its product ceramide synthase schlank (gene schlank). Gene Ontology annotation, biological process: ceramide biosynthetic process. Gene Ontology annotation, cellular component: membrane. Gene Ontology annotation, molecular function: sphingosine N-acyltransferase activity. The record is from RefSeq and is a predicted model, not a curated record. NCBI's taxonomy places the organism in Eukaryota, Metazoa, Arthropoda, Arachnida, Mesostigmata, Varroidae.